Messenger RNA from Orbicella faveolata, 954 nucleotides. RefSeq names its product 5-formyltetrahydrofolate cyclo-ligase-like. The record is from RefSeq and is a predicted model, not a curated record. Lineage: Eukaryota; Metazoa; Cnidaria; Anthozoa; Scleractinia; Merulinidae. Gene Ontology annotation, biological process: folic acid-containing compound biosynthetic process; tetrahydrofolate interconversion. Gene Ontology annotation, molecular function: 5-formyltetrahydrofolate cyclo-ligase activity. Gene Ontology annotation, cellular component: mitochondrion.
GACUCGUGCAUGGAACGCCUGGUAAAAUCUCACAUUGCGGGGCUAACUAACUAUACUAUGGCCCAAAUGGCAAUUCACGAGACAAAGAAGGUGCUCCGACGUGAAAUAAAGAAAAGGGUUGCAGCGAUGACCGAUGAUGCUAAACUGAAAGAAUCUACAUCAAUUGUUAGCAAACUACUUGGAAUGGAGGAGUACAAGUCCAGCAAGAGAAUUUCUGUUUAUCUCAGCAUGCCCUCGGAGGUUCAAACUGAAGGAAUUUUGAAGGAUAUAUUCCAGACAAAAAAAGAAUGUUUUAUCCCUCGCUACAUAGGCCCAAAUAUGGACAUGGUUAAACUGCACUCCAUGGAGGACAUGCUGUCAUUGCCAGUUACUUCCUGGAAUAUACAACAACCUUCAGAGGAAGAUGAAAGAGAAGAAGCAAUCUCAUCAGGGGGUCUGGAUCUUAUUGUUGUUCCAGGACUUGGCUUCACAAAGAAUGGUCUUCGUCUUGGUCGAGGAAAGGGUUACUACGACUCUUAUAUUAUGAAGUGCAUCGAAAAAUGUGAAAAGAAACCUCUUUUGGUUGGUUUGGCUUUCAGCACUCAAAUCUGCGAUGAACUCCCAGUGACAGAACGGGACAUGACGUUAGAUCACGUGAUCUCCGGUGAACCGGAUUAAAAAUACCUGUUAAGCAAGUUCAGUCGAUUAACUUACAGCAAUGAGUUCUGAGCUGUCUGAGCUCCGAAAUCAGAUUAGAGUUGCAGAAAAACAAAUACUACUAUUCUCGAAUCACAAUUACAAAAUAAAUAAACAAAUAAAUAUGAAUAUCGUUUUAAGACGCCUAUUUGACCAAAAUAUGACAAAUUUUAUACUGGUAACUUGAUAACGAAGAUAUCGACCAGUUUUCUCGUGCUGUCAGAUCACAAAGUGACACCGGUUACUUCGAUAGCUAACCACCUGUUACAAUAAAAAGUC